AUGCCGUUGAAGCUGAGAAAUCCGCGGGCCUCUGCGGCGCGAGUUUGGUUCAUUCGGCACGGCUCGGCUCACCGCAACGUCGGCUCGGCACGGCCAGAUCUGUCCGCACCCCGCGCCGCAGAGGCGGCGCAUAGCAUCGAUCCCGGCAAGCAGCAGAUACGAACCAUCGCCAACCUUGCGGAUCAACUUACCGAGGAACAGAUUGCCGAAUUCAAGGAGGCGUUCUCCCUCUUCGACAAAGAUGGUGACGGCACGAUUACCACCAAGGAAUUAGGUACUGUCAUGCGGUCCCUGGGCCAGAAUCCUACAGAAGCUGAAUUACAAGAUAUGAUCAAUGAAGUAGAUGCUGACGGUAAUGGAACUAUUGACUUUCCUGAAUUUCUUACCAUGAUGGCGAGAAAAAUGAAGGACACGGACAGCGAGGAAGAAAUUCGUGAGGCUUUCAGAGUAUUUGACAAGGAUGGCAAUGGUUUCAUUAGUGCAGCAGAGCUUAGGCAUGUGAUGACCAACCUUGGAGAAAAACUUACAGAUGAGGAAGUUGAUGAAAUGAUCAGAGAAGCAGAUAUUGAUGGAGAUGGUCAAGUGAAUUAUGAAGAAUUCGUCACCAUGAUGACAUCAAAGUGAAGCGGGUGAUGCCCUAAAGGCAAAAUGAAAAAAACUUAAGAAAAAUUGAACCUGCAUUUCAGCUUUCCACUACUUGAAUUGGAAAUGAGCAUAGCUAAAUUGGAGAUGAGCUUGAAUCAGUUUUAUGUAUUUAAGUGGUUGUAUAAGUGAUUUUGAAGGAUGCAAGUUUGUGUAAAUUUUUGUAAAAUAAUUCCCUGGUCUGCAGUUUUGUGGUUCCAUUGAAUAAUGUUUUAUUAUCAUUGUAAAAAUAGGAGUGGAUUUUGUGCUGUCUUAAGAUUUUUUUUAAAGGUUCUGUGUGCUCCUUCCAUUAUUUUUACCUGGUCUUCUGAUACCUUUCGGUGAGCUGCAGGCCUGGACUUGCCUGUGCACUUGCAUAAUGGCAGUUGUUUUCUGUUCUUAAUGUAGGUUUACUAUCCAUAAGUAGAUGUGUACACAUUUGAUUUUUUUUUUUUUUCGUUGUUUUUUCUUUCCUCAAGCAGCAGCUCAUUUGUUGUCGCAACCUGAUUUAGCUUUGUGGCAAGCAGGAUGGACAUUUAAAAAAACCAACCUGUAACAUUCCUUCAACAACCCACACAAAAAGUUGAAAUUUUUUGAGUGUGGUAUAUCUGCUUAAUGCCACAUUCAUUCAAGGGACUCAUUGGUCGGAAAUUUUCCGGCUUGGGUGACGUGGCAGAUUGCUAAAGGAACUUGUGUAGUGGGUGUGAACAAACCUACUGAAUAAAUGUAUGGACUGUCUUAACAUGGGGCAGCCUGGGUCAAAAAGGAUCCCUCUACCCCUGAAAAAAAGAGUAAAAUUGUGCUACCCACACAUAGGACUUCCUCCACAGCCUUGUUUACUGUAAUUGGUGACCUAGAAUUGCAUUGAAUAUAAAAGACAAAAUAAAUGUGUUUCUUCAUUCAUGUUAUGUUACUUCAAAACCUCUAAAAAUGUUGGUUGAUAUGCCUGUAACCUAUUUUCCUCAUAACACUCCUUUAAAAUCAUAUGGCCAGAUUAAAAGCAAUUUGGGCCUGGAACAGCACUAGAAUGUGCCACAGUGGCAUUGAUAUUGAAGAAGUGCUAGAGCUUGAUAAUGCAGGGCAUUUGUGGGUUGAUUAAUUUAAUAUUAAUUCUCGAGUUCUCACUAACUGGGUAGAUACAUUCCAUGUUCCUCCAAAGGAAAUGGAAUACUGGAAAAGGGCUUGCACCCAGUAAAAACAAUGCAAGAAAUUAUUCCAUAGUAGUAAGUGGCAUUUUGAUUGCUUUCUUUGAGCACGUCAGUGAGGGAAUUUUUUGGUUCCUAAAGGCCAUGAGCCACCAUUUGGACAUAGUGGCCGAACAAUUUCCAAGCAUUUUAGGAGGGAAAAAAACUUAUAGAAAUUGUAAAAAUGUGGAAUUGUGACGAAAGUAAAUUUUUAGUCUGAGUACUUUAAUUUACUUGUAUUUAGAGUUUUUGAUCCAUUUCUUUAAUCUUGUAGAAACAUGUUAAAUAGCUACAAAGCAAACUUGAACUUG
Molecule: messenger RNA, 2116 nt
Organism: Gryllus bimaculatus (two-spotted cricket)
Lineage: Eukaryota; Metazoa; Arthropoda; Insecta; Orthoptera; Gryllidae
Source: the annotation of a GenBank genome assembly